Molecule: messenger RNA, 804 nt
Organism: Agrilus planipennis (emerald ash borer)
Lineage: Eukaryota; Metazoa; Arthropoda; Insecta; Coleoptera; Buprestidae
Product: PRA1 family protein 3
Exons: 3
Coding region: 77-628 (183 amino acids)
Cellular component (GO): membrane
Source: RefSeq, a predicted model, not a curated record
UAUUAAGUCAGAAGUCAGCUUGAAAAGUGCCUUUUUCUAAAUUUACGUUGUGUUUUCAUUUCAUAAAUAAAGUAAAAUGAGUAAAGCAAAAGUAUCUGGCGAAUUUGAAUUUGCUCCUUUGAGAUCAUUGGAUGAUUUCUUGCUAGAAUCUGCUAGAUUUCAGAUUCCAAAUGUUAGGGAUCUGGAAAAAUGGGGUUAUCGAGUAACAAGUAACUUGUUAUACUACCAAACAAAUUAUUUCUUAACGGCUUUAAUAAUUUUCACAAUCGUUGGUGUAAUACAUCCAGUACAAGUAGCUGCAGGUUUUAUAGUUACUUCUGUUAUUUUCAUGGCAUUCUGCUAUAUAACCAAUGAAAGAGCUACAGCAAGUCAAUUUAAACGUAAACAUCCUAUUAUAUCUGUAUUGGUAAUAUUAGCAGGAGGGUAUUUUGUAACAUAUAUGCUUGGUUCACUAUUGAUAUUUCUAUUGGGCAUAUUUUUGCCUAUUUCUGUUACAUUUAUACAUGCUUCUUUGAGACUGCGAAAUUUAAAAAACAAAAUUAGCAAUAGGGUUGAAACCCUAGGACUGAAGAAAACACCAAUGGGAAUUUUUCUUGAAGAACUUGGGAUUGAGCAAGAAGUUUUUUGAGACAGAGUCUAAAUUUAUAAAGUACUUCCAAAAGUUCUUUGAAGAAUAGAGCAUGUACUAUUUGUACAGUUACAUAUAUUAAAAUUAAAUUAGGUUGUUUAAAGUUAACAGUGUUAGCAACUAAAUAUGAUUGUAACCAUUUUUUGCAAAAUGAAAUACACCUGUAUGUAUGUAUA